AUAGAUUUAGCAGUUGUUGAUGAGAAAUAUAAAGUAUUAUAUGUGCUUCAGUUUGACUUUUUUUCUACACUAAUACAGUACAGCAUGCUGCACCUAAAUUUUCCUUUACUGAACCUGUUGAUUUUAUGUGAGAUCAUACUCCUGUGAUGAUUAUUAGUGGCUUUAUGCCUGCAUCGUGUAACUUCUGUGGCAGGAGAACAUUCCCUGUGACAGAAAUCUUCAUGCCGCCUCUACUUUCUUUCCAGGAAAUCAUUCAUUAAGAUAAUUUGAUUUUAUAUAAGAUUUGCAUUUCAGUUUCUGUAAAGGACUGAUCAGCUGACUUGUUAUGUCCUAUGAGUUGUGUUUGAAUCUGAGAGGAGGCUUUCAAAGCAAAGCAAUGAAGCAGUUCUUGUUCGUGAUGUCUUUCCACCUAUUUCCAAUCUUUUUUAUUCCUUUGUAUUGUGAUCUAAAGUGCAUUGUUACAUUUGCAUUACAGAAUAUUAAGAUAUUUAUAUUAUUACUGAUGUGGCUUAUUCUAUAAUAUCUCAUCUUCUGUUUAAGCAAGUACUUGCUUAUAUCUGCCAUUUUUGGUUGAAACUGAAAAUGGCUUAUACUCUUGCCAGUCACAAGAGUUCAUGGGUAUCUUUCCUUUCCAACACCAUUAUCACUCACAAGCCUGUGCUAGCUGAGAGAUGCAUAUCCAGAAAUCAAACACUCAAGAAGGAAAAAAAGAUUGGAUGGAGUUAUCUUUUCUCAAGUGGGCAAGGUAAUUUGUGUAAUUACAUUAAAGUGUGUCAGCCGAGAGUGUCAUCUGAUAAGGUACUGUAUUGCCUAAGUGACCUAGAUGUUACUGUAUCCAUCAUCAACUUUCACAAGUGCUGUCUCCCCUGCAGCAAAGCCAGUGAUCAUGCCUUUCGUAGUUCCUCCCGAGAACUUUGAAGGAGAAUCCAUCCAGAUGAUGUGCACUCUCCUCUCGGGGGAUGAUCCUGUAAUGAUAUACUGGCUAAAGGAUAAGAUCAGCUUGACAGGAAACAGUGAAGAAGGAAUCACUUUAACACAUGUGAACUCCAGGACGUCCAUGCUUGCCAUUCCACAUUUGGGAAAACAACAUUCUGGAAACUAUACUUGCAUGGCUUCCAACCGUGCGGGCCAGUCGAACCACAGCGUUUCUCUCAAUGUUCUUGGUACAUGUUAAAGUCAAUAGUUGUUGUAGUUUGUGAGUAUUCUCCUUGUUUCGUCUUGUUUGCCUUUUAUGUUGUUGUUGUUUUUUUCUUCAACCCAAUAUUAUUUAUGCUCUUUAUUUAGAUAAUAUAUACAAGUUUAUGUGAAAUUAGUCUCAAGGACUGCACAGGUUAUUGGAGGUUUAUCUUCAUUAACUUACAAUCGUUACUUUCUUUAUUAACGAAUAUCCAUAUACAUAAACAACACUUUUCUAGCACUUAUCUGAAAGUAUAUGGAAGGGACAAUACAUGCACAUAGAUUGUCAGAUAUCAGGAACCAGUAAGAGAGAUAUAAGGAUAAAAGAAAAGGAAAAUAGAAGAGGUGACUUAAGCUGUUUUUUGGUUGGAGUCACACAUGUACAUGCACCCAUGUGCACCCACGCAUACACAUGCACCAACGCACACAUAUGCACCCACGCACACACACAUGCACCCACGCUCACACACAUGCACCCACGCA
Molecule: messenger RNA, 1659 nt
Organism: Penaeus chinensis
Lineage: Eukaryota; Metazoa; Arthropoda; Malacostraca; Decapoda; Penaeidae
Product: neuronal growth regulator 1-like
Exons: 1
Coding region: 824-1174 (116 amino acids)
Source: RefSeq, a predicted model, not a curated record